Messenger RNA from Strigops habroptila (Kakapo), 1948 nucleotides. It is a transcript of the gene TMEM35A, whose product is annotated as transmembrane protein 35A. Gene Ontology annotation, molecular function: acetylcholine receptor regulator activity. NCBI's taxonomy places the organism in Eukaryota, Metazoa, Chordata, Aves, Psittaciformes, Psittacidae. The record is from RefSeq and is a predicted model, not a curated record. Bases 332 to 838 code for a protein of 168 amino acids. The transcript is spliced from 2 exons. Gene Ontology annotation, cellular component: endoplasmic reticulum. Gene Ontology annotation, biological process: chaperone-mediated protein complex assembly; positive regulation of protein localization to cell surface.
UUGCAUCCUGCAUCCCUAGAACUGGCUCAGUUUCGUCUUUCUGUGUGUAAUUUAUGGAACGCCCAAGGAAACAGAGGAUGACUUAAUGGUAGGAGCGGUGGGAAUGCUCAUCGCUCGGCAGGUGCUAGAGCUGCCUGGCUCUUGCCUGCCUGGCUGCGGGGCAUUAGGACCCGGAGGUUGCUGAGCGGAGGAGGCUGAGUCCCCCUCCCGCUGUCAUCCUGCUGCCUCUGCAGCUUUAUUCCUCAUCUCCUUCAAUGGUGGCUGACAGCCUCCCGCUCGGGCGGGCAGCCACAGCGAGAAGGCCUCGCUAGGACUGGUUCCCGGCGCCUCCAUGGCAUCCCCCAGGACUAUCACCAUAGUCGCCCUCUCGGUGGCCCUGGGGCUCUUCUUCGUCUUUAUGGGGACCAUCAAACUGACCCCUCGGCUCAGCAGAGAUGCCUACAAUGAGAUGAAACGAGCAUACAAAAGCUACGUGCGGGCUCUCCCCAUGCUGAAGAAGAUGGGAGUCAGCUCCAUCCUCCUCCGCAAGAGCAUUGGUGCCCUAGAAGUGGCGUGUGGCAUUGUCAUGACACUGGUGCCUGGUCGCCCCAAAGACGUGGCCAACUUUCUCCUCCUUCUCCUUGUGCUGGCUGUGCUCUUUUUCCACCAGCUAGUGGGGGAUCCACUCAAGCGUUAUGCCCAUGCUCUAGUCUUUGGGAUCCUGCUUACCUGUCGCCUGCUGAUUGCUCGCCAGCCGGAGGAGCAGCCGCCAGAAAAGAGGAUCCUGUCAGUGAACGGGGAUGAACAGCCACUCAUCAAUGAAGCAGCUCCUGAGAAAGGCAAAAUGAAGGUAUCCUAGUUGAGUGCAUGUCAGAAAUACGGACCCUCGAGGCAGCUCUCUCCAGAAAACCACCCAGAAAAAAUUGUUUUUUAUUUACCUAUUUAUAUUUUUUGUCCGUCUAAAUAAAGUUGCACUUGGGGUCUGAGAGACACAUGGUAUGUCUACAUUGUAGUCUUGCUUUUGCUGCUGCCCUGUAAUGUAGUUAAACACAAGCUAGCUUUCACUGGGAUAGCUUGGACGUAGUGAACAGCCUGGCUGGAAUAUGCUGGCCUCAGCAGAAGCUGCAAAACCAGCCUGAGAGCAUAGACAAAGACUCGAACAGGUAAUCAUGCUAGCCUGGCACUGCUGCAGUGCGGAGAACAGACCCUGAGUAUCAGUUGAAACCUGGCCUGGAAGCACUUCUGCUACAUGGCAGGCUCGGCAACAGCAGCUGGGUAGAACAUAACCAGGGUGACCCUGUGCUGGCUUGUGUAGCCCCAUCCACGAAUCUAUGUUUUGUUUUCCAUAGUCAAGGGGAAAAAGGACCCUACCAAGCAUAAAAGUGCUGCUGUUGUGUUUGAGAGAGGGAUCCCUUAGCCGCUGCUGCCUCUGUGCCCAGUCCUUUCUUUGGACAUCUAGGGAAACCAUAGGAUGAACUAUUCACAUCUUUCUCAAUUUCCACGCUUUGCAGAGGUUCUAAAACUGGGAGAAUGGCCUGAUAAAAGUCAUUUUUUGCCCGCUUCACACAAGGCAAUGACACCUCUUUAUCCUUCUUGGCAGAACGUAAGGAUCCCUGGUGAGGGGAUGGGGAGCAGAACUGCACAAAGAACUCAAAAGAUCUGUCUGCUGUUGGCAAAUAGCAUCAUGCUCCCUAUUUCCUUGCAAGAAAAAGAUUCCUUUUUCCACAACCACUGCAGCUUCAUAGAAUUGUUGGUUACUGCUGAUAGAUGAGGGUCUGAACAUGUCCAGGUACUUUGCUGUUUAUCCCACAUAGCUUUGGUGGGCUGGGGGAAGUCCUAACAGCAGAGCCUGAAUCCCUGUGUGUUGUAUUUGAAACCUUAGAGAGUGUCCUAAGAAGCAUGUGUUACCUCAGAGAUUGUUUUUCUUGAUGUUUGUCUGUUUGCAGUUUUUCCUUAUUUUCUUAAUUAC